Molecule: messenger RNA, 5234 nt
Organism: Bactrocera dorsalis (oriental fruit fly)
Lineage: Eukaryota; Metazoa; Arthropoda; Insecta; Diptera; Tephritidae
Exons: 2
Coding region: 1325-3139 (604 amino acids)
Cellular component (GO): membrane
Molecular function (GO): hexosyltransferase activity
Source: RefSeq, a predicted model, not a curated record
CAAUUUGGUUUUUAGCAACGGUCGCACGAUUCUACGAUUUACGAGUGUACGUUUACACAGUUGUUUGCUAGGUUUAAGACGUGUUCUCUACGUUUGGAAAAAUGUAUAUCUACGAAGGAUGUGCAGAAUUGAUAAAAAAUACAAAAUUCAAUAAAUUAAAGUGAAUAUUCUUUGUGUAAAACACAAUGGUUGUUUAAUAUUUGCAAAUAUGUCUUUAAAGUGUAUUGUGAAGUGUUUUUAAUGGUGCCAUCAGUAGAAUUUCAAAGAUAUAUAAGCAAAAGAAAGCGAAAGCCAACACAGCAUCCUUUUUAUUUUUAUCCCUUGCUUAUGCUUCAUCUUUCCUUUUACUCGUUAUUCCUUUAUGUGCGCGUUAUUCGUGAACUGCUCCACCCUCGACGUCCUUGUAAAGAGAGUAGUUUCGUGAAUUAUCUGGCUAAACAAUGUAUAAAAAGUGAUACAAAAGAAGCGGGAAGUGUUGUUUGUGUUUGAUGGGGGUGUGGAGUAAAAAAAAAAUAAUAAAAAAUACAAGAAAAUAAGUGCGGCUAAAAUAGCAAACGGCAAAGAGCAGUGCAUUCAAAGCCAACUUGUACAAGCAAGAAAUUGAAAGCAAAACUUGCAGAAAAACAAGUCGCGUCAUUGAGUCGCCAACGCUGCGCGAUUCCAGCUCCGUAGUGCGCUUCGGUCGUGUGAGUGUGUGAACAUAUGUGCACCGCUGCAACUUUAAGGAGCCGGGCAUUCUGCCACCGGCGUCACAAAGUCGUUUUCACUUAAUACCAUCAUUAUUGGAUUUGAAACUUUUUGACACAAUUGCCUAACCAACACUUUUGAUGCGGAGAUACAUACCGUAAAAACAUUCAACAUUAUUGGCAGCAAAAUCCUUAUAUUAAUUAACAAGUGCCGAAAAGUGUGUGUGUACCUAAAAUGUAUCUUAAACGAAUUUUCGAGAAAAUUAUAAUUUAGAUUCGCUAUAUACGCCGCUUUCCUGUUGAAUAUUAGUGUUAUUUAAAGUCAGUUUAAAGCAGUCAGUAUACUCAUAAAUACGUUGUUGCUGUAAUUGAAAACGAAAGCUGCAGUUGAACACCUAAAAGAUUACAUUUCAACGACACUGAAGACAAUUGCAUCCAUAUUUAAUUGGUUACCUUAGGAAAGGAACCUGCAACUUUAGAAUCAAAUUAACACACCACUUUUCCAAUGCGAACAACGGCGCUGAGCUAAAAUUCAACCAAGGUCACAAACAAGUUAGAGAAUACUCCCAAGGCAACGUCUUCAUUAUUUGAGACGCGACGAAAUUUAUGCCCGGAGUAGGUGCCGGGCAGUGCUGGACAUGUUGGAACGUCGUCCCUUAUGGGGAUUAAUAGUAUUGUUGAAUGUCUGCGUAGUGAUAUGGCGCAUGCAAGAACCGGCUAUGCUAAAUGUCGAAUACGACGGCAGUGGUGCGGCGAGUGCGAAUGUACAGCAAAACUCAGACUUCGACGAUUACGUGCCGCCAUUGCACCUACAACGCCAACAACAGCAGCAACCACAGGUCGAACAACGGCCCUCAAUAUGGCGCAGAGGUGUCGCGGUGCGUAAUGCCAUAGCACAACAACAGCUGUACGCCGGUAAACAUCUACUAGCCGAUAGCGCCGAGGCGAACGAAAUCGCUGCCAAAGUAACGCGAAAAGCGGACGAUAGUCUUCACAUUAGCGGCCACAGUAGUAGUAGUAGUAGUAGCAGUACCAGUAGCAGUAGUAGUACGCAUAGGUCUAGUACUAGCCAUAAGAAUAAGAGUCAACACCUAUUUAACGAGCACACGACGAGUCUACGCACAGUCAGCUCAGUUAAAAGUACGGCCUCACCGUUAGUCACUGCGGCAACACUUAAGAACACUGCAGAGUUGCAAACAACAACGAUAGGCAAUGCGAGAGCGUUUAGUUUUCCACCGGAUGACUUCCAUCAAUUAAUCGAUCUGCACGACUUUACGUACCUUAUAAGCCAGAACAGCUGUAGUCCGGAUGUGCAAGCACUAAUCUUAGUGCAUUCAGCGCCAGCCAAUGAGGAGAAACGACGUCUCAUACGCGAGACGUGGGGCAAUACCGAUCAAUUGCCGCCCGUGAAUGGUGUUAUGCCAUUGCGGAUUAUCUUUUUGAUCGGUACCGUCGAGACCGAAGCGCUGCAGUUGGAUAUAGAGCGCGAGAAUUUCGAAAAUGGCGAUAUUGUGCAGGGUUCCUUUGUGGAUAGCUACCGUAAUAUGACCUAUAAGCAUGUGAUGGCUUUCAAAUGGUUUCUAUAUAAUUGUGCGCAAGCGCAAAUUCUCAUCAAGGUCGACGACGACGUCUACGUGAAUACACCGCAACUACUCAUCUACCUGGAUCGUGCUGCUGUCAACGGUGAUCUGGAAAAUGCGGUCGCCGCCGCCGCCGCUGCUGCUACGGAUGUUCAAGCCAGUGCUGCCAUAUCUCAACACCAAACCGCCGAUAAUGAUAGAAAAGCUUUUGAGCAUAAUACUAUUGUAGACACCAAUAGUAGUAGCGGUAGUAGCACGAGCAGCAGUAAUAGUGUACGAAAUGCUGCCGAUGCCAACGCUGCACACACACACACAAAUAACACACAAUUCAAUGCUGCACAAAUGAUAUUCCGCCAUCCACACGAUUUGCUGCUCUGCAAAACCAACAUCAACGCUAUGGUCAAACGCAGCUACCGUUCGAAAUGGCGCGUCACAGCACGCGAGUUCCCCGGCCGGUACUAUCCGCCCUACUGUCCCGGCUAUGCCAUCAUCUAUUCGCCCGACGUGGUGCUAGCUUUAUAUAACGCCGCACAGGUGUCGACCUACUUCUGGAUCGAUGACGUCCACAUAACGGGUGUUUUGGCGCAAAAUCUAAGUAUCGCCAUCACAAACGCCGACCAAUACAUACUCUACGAAACUGAUUGUGACAACUUGCUCAAUGACACGGUGAAUAGUGAUGACGUGGAGUUCUUGUAUGCCUGGCAUUUGAUCAAUCCCCAGCAGGUGCAAAGGCUUUGGGAGAUGUAUGUGGUCAAAGCACACAGACACUUCUCGGCUGCUCCAACAUCCACCAGCGCUGCAACGCUGCACGCCGCCAAGCAGCAGACAUCACCCCACCCGACUGACUACAAUAAAUAUAAGAGCUACAGAUAGUAACAUUAACUCGUGCAUAUAAAUUUACACACACAUACAAGCAUAUUUGUCAUAAUACACAUAAGUUCUUUAAGUUUUACUUUUUUAUUACAACAUUUUAUUUUAAAAUUAAAUAAGAGAAAUUGAUUUUAGUUAGGAUCUGUGUAAAGGCAGUACGUUUAAAGUAAACAACUUGUGUAUAUUCCAAUGUGUGAACGUGUAAAAUAUGAAAGGCGCAACAAGCGUAAAAAAUCAUGUAAAAAGCAAAUAUUCAAUAAAAUAUUUAUCUUAUAUACAUAUACAUACAUAUGUAAGUGAGCAUUCUGCACAAAUCUCAUAUCAUAUAGUGCAAAUGUUUAACAUCAAAACUUUAGAUUAAAAUUAUAUACACGCAUAUGUACAUAUGUAUGUGUGAAAUGGAUACGUUUGUGCGGUGCAAACGAAGACAAUUCGCCUAAGGAGUAUAGUACAUAUUUUGCGAUCGGAAUUGUAGGGCGUGGUUUGACUGAAGUUGUCAAAACACGCUUAGAACAAGUAUUUAAAUGAAAUUAGCUCAGUUGGUAUACGUAAUUUAAAGUUUAUUUUUAAACCAAUGUAUUAAUGCUAAUUUUAGUGAAAUUAAAAUAAAUUAUUUUUAUUAUAAUAACUUUGAAGUUUAGUAUGAAUAUAUGCUUUAUAAAAAGAUAGAAUACUUUCGAAUGUGUCACAUAGUCAUUUUACUAGAAUUGAAUCUAUAGUUUAUACGCAUAUAUUAACUGAAGCCUCUAGCUUAGCUUUGUCCAGCGGUUAUUAGAAAGUAAAAGCAUAUCUUUUGCAGCUGCCAGAAAUGUUUUAAAACCGCAAAAAUUCCAGAAUCGUAUGCAGAAUGAUUAAUGAUUGUUGUGGUGAUUAAAUUAGUGCUUGCACUUUUUUAUCGUACCAGUCGGCGUUCACAAAUUAGUAAUUAGAAUUCAGAAACUGUAAUUGCCAGAAGUUAUAAUCAAAGUUUGCCAUACAUUAAAGAUUCAGAAUCGAAAACUCGAAUUUAUGAGUGUGCUUGGUUUGUUCGUUGUUAUCGAUAAUUGAACUCUUAUUUUGUUGUUGUUGUAGUUGCAGAAAACUGGCGAGUUGACAGUCCUUGACCGGGUAAAAAUCCGAGUCCGUUCCGGCUAAGCAGACCCGACUGUCGUGCCGUGCUAUUAUUUUCUUUGACAAAGCUGCAAUCAUACGGAAUAUUUUUUUACUAAGCAGAGAGAGACUGCUGAUUUUUCAGCUCGCUAUUAUUGUUUCCGCAUAAAUCAAACCUAAAAAGCAAACAAAUAAACUGCCUGUAAAGAUUAGUUGUGAAGUUGGUGAUUGAGCCUACUUUAUGAUUUCAAAAUUAUGUUAAUUAUCUCUAUUUUUUUACAGAGAACAUAUCGAUUUUUUUUCAUUUUAUCAAGAAAUAUAUACAUAUUUAUUAAUGAAAUUUGAGUUUUUCUGAAAUCAGAAUCAGCUUGAAAACAAAAUGGUUCUACUUUGUGAGCGGCCACUGUUUUUCUUCGUCGUAUAUUUCGUCUAUAGUCGCACAUAGCGAGUGACUCAAUUCCGUAUUCUAUGAAUCUUGCGGAGGAUUUCUGUGUUUUCUUUUAAGGGUAUGUAAAAAAAUCAAGCACCUGAGUUCGGGAGCUAUCAAUACUAUUUAUUUUUGUAGAACUACUAACUUUUUCUAUUUCGGUGCUUCAUAAAUUUGCUUUCGCAUAUAUUAUAUUGAAAAAAAAACAGAAAUGGCAAUUUAAUAUUUUGUUAUUUUUUUUUAACUUAUUAAUUAAAGAGCAAUUUGCAAAAAAAAAAAUAUUUUGUCUUAAAAUUAUUCCUUACUUAAUCAAAUUACUGGCAAAUAAUUGGCUCCUCCCAAGCAUAAAUAGUGACUUUGACGCUUUGGAAUUAGAAUCGUUGUUGUUACUGAAAUGUAGAAGGCUAUUCAGAGCUGAAAAACAGUUUCAGCCGUGAAAAGGUCCUAGAAAUUUUAAAAUAUGUUCGAUUUCGCAAAUAAUAACGCUCGAAAACAUAUCAAACUAAUUGCAUAUAUGUAUAUAUUUGAUUAAUUUUAUAUACUUCUGUUAUUCGACAAUUUAAAACGAACUCGGUGUCUCAA